This is a messenger RNA of Rattus norvegicus (Norway rat), 6043 nucleotides long. The record is from RefSeq and is a predicted model, not a curated record. Lineage: Eukaryota; Metazoa; Chordata; Mammalia; Rodentia; Muridae.
AUACAUAAAUGCAAGGAUCCCAAGAGAUACGUGGGCGGCUGCUGGUCCUUUAGGGAGGUAUUUGUCACAGGUGUGCUGAACAAGGCCAGAGCAUCAGAGCAAAUGACCAGGAGAGAAAGCCAAAGGCACUCUAGGCCGAGCCUGUCUUCAAAGGGCCAGGCUCCCUUGGUUGAGUCCUUAUUUCGCACUAAUUAAAGUAAGUGCCCUGGUGCAAAUUGCUACACAAUACCUUCUGCCUGUGUUCCCAGGCUUGAAAUGGCUGUUUCUGUUCUGAUUUCAGUUGUCUUUAUGUAGCGAUCCCCUUUCCUUGUGUUAAUAAUUAACAUGACCUAGUUGAUCCCCAAACUUCAUGUUCACUUUACUUAAACGGAAAGUAACUUCGAAGAAGUGACAUAUUAUGGUUUUGGUACCGUUUCAAGCCCUGGGCUUUUGGGGAACACUUCUGUUUUUGAUCUUCCUUGAGCCAAGUUGGGAACAGGAACAAACCAGAUAUAUCAUUUCAACCCCAAUUGUCUUCCGAGUUGGAGCUCCUGAAAAUGUUACAGUCCAAGCCUAUGGCUACACCGAGGCAUUUGACACAACCAUCUCUGUGAAAAGCUAUCCUAAUAAAAAUGUUAAUUACUCUUCGGGCACUGUUGAAUUAUCACCAGAAAAUAAAUUCCAAAACUCUGCUAUCUUAACAAUUCAGGCCCAAGAGUUGUCUGAAGAACAAAACUGGUUCUCAAAUGUGUAUUCGGAAGUCGUGUCAAAGCAUUUUUCAAAAUUAGAAAUAAUGCCAAUCGUCUAUGACAACAGCUCUCUCUUUGUUCACACUGACAAGCCUGUGUACACUCCAGAACAGCCUGGUAGGGUGUAUGAUGCUUGCUUCAGGGGAGAAAAUUGACAGAAAUAUGUGUAACAUCUGGAAUUGAGUGGAAACAAUUUCAACUUAAGAGAAACUCAAAUCCCAGGAUGUUUAUACUCUCCAAUAACAUUUUCAUUUUUAACUUAUAGAGGAACUUCUAAGUAAAUCACAAAAUUAAUGAUCAUUUAAUCUGCCCUAUUUAAAAAAAUGUUUAUCAAAAAUACAGAAGACAUAAUUGCAAAUACAACUUUGGCACUGGGAAAUAGAUGCACUUAAAAUCUUGUUUAUAAAACAUUCUUGGGGGCUGGAGAGAUGGCUCAGUGUUAAGCUCAUUGACUGAUCUUCCAGAGGUCCUGAGUUCAAUUCCCAGCAACCACAUGGUGGCUCACAACCAUCUGUGAUGGGAUCUGAUGACCUAUUCUGGUGUGUCUGAAGACAGCUAUAGUGUACUCAUAUAUAAUAAAAUAAGCAAAUCUUUAAAGGAAAAUUCUCAGAUUCAGUAGCCAGUCAUGUUAGAAAAAAGAAAUCUAAAAGAAGAGAGCUCUGUGUUUCGCAGGGAUUAAAGUACAUCUUAGGAGUGUCUAGAUGCUGAUUCUCUAUGUUUACCCACCUAAGAAAGGAUCCGUCAAGCAUGGUCUCAUAUUUUCACUGUUUCUGUUAGAGGGGGAGCAGCAGAAGUCAUGAACUUCAUGACUGAGUUCUUUCCACCCACAGAACCGAAAAUAAGACAUAGAAAAAUGUCAACAUUGUUUAUAAAAUAUUCUGCUUUUUUUCAUCCGCCACUUGUCAUCACUAGCUUCGAAUCCACAGUUAGAGAUGGAUUUAUGCAAGGUCCGCAUGCAACUGGAGGAACCUAGGAUGCUUCAUUGGUGGCACUCUGUGUGAAGGACCAACAAUGGCAGGCAGAACUGCCCUGUUUUGCUUUGUUCUGUCUUUUAACUUUGUACAUAGUAGCUAUCUCCUAAUUUUGGUGGACGCUGAUGAUGUCAGUAGAGAGGUAGACUGGGGCUGUAUGACAGCCACCACACCACUCAGCAAGAGCACAGGCUACACUGGCUGAGCAAGGAAAGACCUAGAAAGGGUGAGGAUGUUGCCACCAGCUUAGCCAGAGUGUCAUUGCCAGAAUCACUGCUCUGACCCCAACAAGACAAUUUGGUGUAUGAGACCAUAACUUCUGCCCAUAAGAAUAUUCUAAAGUCCUUUAUCCUAUUGAUGCAUGUAAUGUGAAGAUACGUGAAGGAUUAAAGCUUAAGCAUCUUAGAAUAAAGACUUAAGUCUUGGGGCUGGAGAGAUGGCUUAAGAGCAUGGUCUUCCAAAGGACCAGGGUUCAAUUCCCAGCACCCACAUGGCAGCCCACAACUGUCUGUAACUCCAGUUCCACGGGAUCUGACACCUUCUCAUAGACAUGCAUGUAGGCAAAACAGUAAUGCACAUAAAAUAAAAUUAAUAAAUUACUUAAAAAAAAGACUCAAGUCUCUAAGGCUUCCUUAAAUAAAGGGCCUUAGAAUAUUCUUGAGAGUUCUUCCGUUCUGUAAGCCUAUGUCCUGACCUCUUCCUCAGCUCCCUUAUCUACUAUGCCCACCUGACCCCUAACUGUGGACUCAAGUCAAACUGACCUCAGCUCAACUGCUUUUCCUACCGUUUUCUCAUCCAUAUGGAAGUGGUGAAAUGUGCUGUUACUUCUGCUUAGAACACUCUUAUCCCUUUCUUUGCCUCCCGUAGGAGCCAUCUUACAGACAGAUCCCUGGGGUUGGGGAUUUAGCUCAGUGGUAGAGCGCUUGCCUAGCAAGCGCAAGGCCCUGGGUUCGGUUCCCCGCUCGGAAAAAAAGAAAAAAAAACAGACAGAUCCCUGCAGGACCCUGUACUUAGAGCUUGCCCGGCCACCCUCCACCCCACCCCACUCACAUCUUCACACACUCUGUCACCCAGGGCCUCCUAUAUCCCAGGCAAGCACUCCAUCUCUGAGGCUUGACUUGUUCAGCCCUCUCUUGUUCUCUCAAAAACAUGUAGGCAGAUGUAAUAAACAUGGACACUGUGAGCAGUGAUGUGUGGUAGAAGAGCCACAGGCUUGAGAAGGAAUGAGGAGAGAGAUUAGGAAUCAUUCUAGCGAUUCCUAAUGCCAGGUUAGAAACUGCAAAUAACUGGCAUUGAAAUAAUGAGGGCAGUGUAAACAUGUUCCUUCUUUUGUGCUGAGUCAAGUGGAAACUGUUUCUUUGUAUCUGGAGUACCCUGGUGGAGACAAUGUUCCCAUGUUUACUAAUCAGCUAAAAUUUAAAGGUCAAGCUAACCCUGAACAGAGGAAGCCAGCACUGAGAGGAGACCACAGUUUGGAAAUUCAGGACCUGUGAUCUUAGCUUUGUCCACAUGCUGCUAACAGUUCUUUCCUAAUAACUAGACGGGGAAGGUGGAUUUGUCCCCAGUCAGGAGGGGACAUUUGAGAUAGAUAACAUGGAAGGAAGGAGAGGACAGGAUGUAGGGGACUUAACUGAUCAUAAAUUUUACUUUGUUACCUUGGUAAAGUUUCAUUGAUGCUUCUUGGUAGAGUUUACCAAGUGCUGGCAAAGAGUGGAAACAGCGUUGGGCUUAUGAUACUAUUUCUAUUUGUGUGUGUGUGUGUGUGUGUGUGUGUGUGUGUGUGUGUGUGUGUGUGUGUGUGAAGACUUGGCUGUGAAAUAGUUUGAGAACCCUUGAAGAAUGAAAUUGUGUCACUGUGUCCCCAAAGAGCUGAGUUAGAAAUUCCACCAUGUAGCUUUGUAGUUUAGGCAACCACAUUAUUGAGAUUUCUGAGACAUUCUGCCUUCUGGUCCACACUGUACCCUGAAUUGUAGGUAGGGUGUUGUGUUUUAGAUGUGCCAUUUGGGACUGGGCAUCCCAUGGUCAUGUAAUCUCUGAGCAGCUGAUAUGCCAAUAUAGAUGAGGGAAAUUUUAAAAGGCCUCAAUCCUAGACGAAGAGCUACAGCAGUCAGUCAAUGGCUGAUGAGACUCUCCCAAGUUGACAACACUAACCAUAAACGUGUUCUGCUAACUUUGUGGAGGAACACUUACCAGCCCUCCAAAUGAGCAUUCUUGUAUUAAAGAAUUGUAUUCGGGGCUGGAGAGAUGGCUCAGUGGUUAAGAGCACUGACUGCUCUUCCAGAGGUCCUGAGUUCAAAUCCCAGCAACCACAUGGUGGCUCACAACCAUCUGUAAUGAGAUCUGAUACCCUCUUCUGGUGUGUCUGAACACAGCUACAGUGUACUCAUAUAUAAUAAAUAAAUACAAAAAAAAAAAAAGAAUUGUAUUCAGUGAGUUCCAAUGCAAUGUGGUAAACAACUAGACUUGUGAAAAAGUCUAGAGCCUUUUGUGUCCUGUCCACACAGAAGUCACCAAGCUGUUAAGCACCUCUACUCCCAGCCUUCUGAGUGGAAAACAGGUUAUAAAGGCUCUCCCUUGGAAGACAACCCUGUGUGUUUAACAUUCCUGGUUUCCCAAGUGCUUACCCAUGAGCACAAAGAGCUACAGGUCUCCUGCAGAGACAGCCUUCUGUCCAAGAAAGAUUAAGACAAAAAGUGGUUUUGGAUAGUGUGUGUGUGUGUGUGUGUGUGUGUGUGUGUGUGUGUGUGUGUGUAAGUAUAAUAAUAGGAAGGGGUAGAAAUGGUGCAAUUAUACUAUUCAUGCUUGUAAUUCCCCCAAAAUCAGAAUGUUAAGAAAAUAUUGAACACAAUAAACAAAGACAAAGAAGAUAUGUUAAGGACUCAAAUUCAAACUUGUAGAGAUUAAAAACUAUACUGUCCGAGAUAAAAAAAAUAUGUCAACAUUCCACUAAUGCUUUUUUCCUGUGAACCUUUUUUUUUUCUUUUUUCUUUUUUUCGGAGCUGGGGACUGAACCCAGGGCCUUGUGCUUGCUAGGCAAGCGCUCUACCACUGAGCUAAAUCCCCAACCCCUGUGAACCUACUUUUAAAAUGCAAAAAUAAGCAAGCAAAUUUAAAAAACAAAUAAGCUUUGAUACACAUACUAAAUUUAAAAAGGAGAAGUCCUGGUAGGGUAUUGGGGUGUGGCUCUAAGGUCAGAACAUGGACGGCAGAUGUAGGAGGGUUGUAAAGCACAGGCUAACCUGGGCUACGUAGCAAGUAAACGAAGGCUUAGUGAUGUGCCUUCUGUGACAGAAUGCUUGCCUAGUGUGGUCAAGGAGACUAGCAGUUCUGAGAUGCUGCUACCGUUCUUUUAAAGAGGAGGGAGCAAUCAUAGGACCUAGUGCACAAAUGAAACACAGUCACACGAUCAUGGUAAUUUUGCAGGAAGAACUAAUUUGGAGCCCUGUUAGUUUUCAUAGUUGGGAGGGUGCAUGCUAUCUGAACCAAACUCCCAAUUUCCCUUUAAACUCUUCAACCCUGAGGUAAGGUAGUAUUGGAUGCUUUCAUAUAACCCACAGGAGAUCUCAUUCUUUUGAUAUUAUGAAACUCUGAUAAAUGGUGGCCUAAUUGCAGAUGCACGUCAUUUUCUACCAUAUACAUGUUCUCAGGAGGUUUUACAUACGUAUUUUUCAUGCAGUAAACUAUCUUAUUCAGGAGAAGUAACUCAUAAGGAUUUGCUUUAAAAGGAAGGAACCUUUAGUAAUGUAUAUGUUUACCAAACAUUUUCCUUUAAAUGUUUUUAUCUAUAGGUUAUAUAGCUUUUAACGAGAUUUAGCUCAUUAAAGAUGUGUCUAAAAACAUAUAUUGCUUUAUGAACCCUUGAGAAUGCCAUCCAGUGUAUUUUAGAUCAUUUUCACCCUGAGGGUGUUUGUUUCAAAAAUUAGAUGAGUCCUCGUUUAACAAGAUGUCACUUAUUCCUGCAGUGAAGGUUGCCGUCUACUCAGUGGAUGAUGACCUAGAGCCUGUCACCAGAACAACAGUCUUGACUUUCAUAGUAUUUACUUCUUCUCGAUCACUCGGGACACUUUCCUCACAGAUGUACGGACUGAGAAGAGCAGUUCUCAGGAGACAGCACUCUCUUGGAGGGCUGCCUGCCCUAAGAACUAACUCUUCAUAAAUGCUUGCCUGCAGUUCUGUGUUUCCAUCCAGCAUUGAAGCCACAUGGCUCUCCUGUCCAGUGUGGGCUUCUUUCAACCCCAGCUUCCAGAAUCGUGGGCUAAAAUAAGUCUGUGUUCUUUAAAGCUUACCUGGCACCAGAUACUCUUUUAUAACAACAAAAAAUAAACUAAGGCAGGGGUGGAUUUU